Molecule: messenger RNA, 4264 nt
Organism: Bombina bombina (fire-bellied toad)
Lineage: Eukaryota; Metazoa; Chordata; Amphibia; Anura; Bombinatoridae
Gene: CPXM2
Product: carboxypeptidase X, M14 family member 2
Exons: 15
Coding region: 453-2708 (751 amino acids)
Biological process (GO): proteolysis
Molecular function (GO): zinc ion binding; metallocarboxypeptidase activity
Source: RefSeq, a predicted model, not a curated record
CCACCAAACAGCUGCCUCUUAGGCAUAUACAGCCCUCUGGAAUAAUAAUAAUAAAAAAAGAAGUUAACCAUAUAGAAUUUAAACUUAUUCAGCAAAAGUAUUUUUGAAUCAAAGUCUGAUUCAUUUUUUUUUUUAAAAAUUCAUUGAAGACUGUCACAUAAAGCAGGAGGACUACAGGGAAUCUCUGCUACAGAUAGAGGGUCCAAUCCACAGAUACUUUGGGGAUUAUGAUGCCAGAUUAGUUUCUCAGAAUUGGAGAGUAUUUCGUUUUUAAACUUGGUAGUUGCUGCAGAACUGUGACUAGGAAUAUACCUGUCUUGACACCUUCUUCUCUGUGAAUGACUCUAAUGCCAACCACAGCAGAGAGAGCAAAUUGGUCAUAGAUUUACUGGGACCCAAGGUUUACAUCUUGGGGACUUUCUUCAUUGGGGACAACAGGAACUCAGGAGAUAAUGAAAACUCGUAGCUUUUCUGCUUUACUGUUGGUGGUCUCAUUUCAUCAUGUUUUCCUGGCAAGACCUCUAGAGGAUCAGGAUUAUUAUCAUCAGGAGAUCAUGACAAGGGAACAUUAUUAUUCGUACCCGGACCCUGAGGAGCUACAGAUCCCUCUGGAGCAAGGAUCAGAGAUUGAAAUAUCACAGGAACCCAGAGGAGCAGAAGUGCCUGAGUCCCAGGACACUAGAGAAGAGGUUUAUCAAAUUCCCAAGAAGGACACCAAACCCAAAAAAUCAAAUAAGAAAGAAGCCAAAAACAGUAGCAAAAAGCCAGAGAAAAACAAGAAAAGUCCAGAGAAGUCUGUUUUUGGAACAGAAGAAGAGAAGACUUUUCAAGAUGUCAAAGAAAGUUGUCCUCCUCUGGGAUUAGAGACCUUGAAGGUUACGGAUUUUCAGCUCCACGCAUCAACGGUAAAACGCUAUGGUCUGGGAGCGCACCGUGGACGCCUUAAUAUUCAGGCAGGGGUCAGUGAGGAUGACCUGUAUGAUGGCGCAUGGUGCGCUGGGAGGAUCGAUGCACAUCAGUGGAUAGAGGUGGAUGCUCGGAGACUGACCAAAUUCACUGGAGUAAUUACACAAGGCAGAAAUUCACUCUGGCUGAGUGACUGGGUGACCUCCUAUCGAGUUAUGGUCAGCAAUGACAGUCACAGCUGGGUCGUUGCUAGGAAUGAAUCUGGAGAUAUGAUGUUUCAGGCGAACAGUGAGAAGGAGAUUCCAGUUCUAAAUGAACUUCCAGAGCCACUGAUUGGGCGAUAUAUCCGGAUCAAUCCACGGUCAUGGUAUGAAGAAGGCAGCAUUUGUAUGAGGCUGGAAAUUCUUGGGUGUCCUCUACCAGAUCCCAAUAAUUAUUAUCACAGACGGAAUGAGAUGACAACCUCAGACAACCUGGACUUUCGGCAUCAUAACUACAAGGAAAUGAGACAGUUAAUGAAGGUUGUGAAUGAAAUGUGUCCCAACAUCACCCGUGUGUACAACAUUGGGAGGAGCCACCAGGGGCUGAAGCUCUAUGCGAUGGAGAUGUCUGAUAACCCGGGGGAGCAUGAAGUUGGGGAGCCAGAAUUUAGAUACAUGGCUGGAGCACAUGGAAAUGAAGUUUUAGGCCGGGAGCUUCUUCUUCUGCUGUUGCAAUUCCUUUGCCAAGAAUACCAAGCGGGAAACCCACGAAUACGUCGCUUAAUCACCGAUACUCGACUACACUUUCUCCCCUCCGCCAAUCCUGAUGGAUAUGAGAAAGCAGCUGAGCUGGGUUCAGAAUUGGGUGGCUGGUCAUUAGGCCGCUGGACAGCUGAUGGAAUUGAUAUAAACAAUAACUUUCCAGACUUGAACACACUAUUGUGGGAAGCCGAGGAUCGGCCUAGGAAUAUCCGUAGAGUCCCCAAUCAUCAUAUUCCCAUUCCUGAAUGGUAUCAGUACCAGAAUGCCACAGUUUCCAUAGAGACCAGAUCUCUCAUUACAUGGAUGGAGAAAAUUCCUUUUGUUUUGGGAGGAAACCUGCAAGGGGGAGAAUUGGUUGUGUCGUACCCCUAUGAUAUGGUGCGUUCUCUGUGGAAAACUCAAGAAUAUACUGGCACUCCUGAUGACCAUGUCUUCCGCUGGUUGGCAUAUUCCUAUGCCUCUACUCAUAGGCACAUGACAGAUUCCAGCCGCAGACCCUGCCACUCUGAUGACUUUAACAAAGAAGAAGGAAGUGUGAAUGGAGCAUCGUGGCACACUGUAGCGGGAAGUAUUAAUGACUUCAGCUACCUGCACACAAACUGCUUUGAGAUCUCAAUAUAUUUGGACUGUGAUAAAUACCCUCAUGAGAAUGAACUGGCGGAACAGUGGGAAAACAACAGGGAAUCACUAAUUGUCUUCAUGGAACAGGUUCAUCGAGGUGUUAAGGGAGUUGUGAGGGACGUGUUUGGUCGAGGAAUCCCUAAUGCUAUAAUAUCAGUGGAAGGGAUUAAUCAUGACAUCCGCACAGCAAGUGAUGGAGAUUACUGGAGGUUGCUGAAUCCAGGAGAAUAUGCCGUGACAGCUAGAGCUGAAGGUUUCACGCCAUCUACUAAGAACUGUGCAGUGGGAUACGAGAUGAGAGCCACCCGCUGUGACUUUACCCUCGCUAAAUCUAACCUGGCACGAAUCCAAGAAAUCAUACAGAAAUUUAAGAAACAGCCGGUCAGCAUGUCCCUCCGUCGUAGAAGAGUGAGAUUCAGACCAGGCCGUCAGGUCUAGAACAUGUGCUGCUGACAAUUUGGGCUUGGGACUUUGAAAGUAGAAUAUAACUGGCGUCUGUUGAAAAGGAACUAGAUUAGAUUACAUAUAAGCAGUGUAGUCGCUAAAUGGAUCUUACUUCUGGAGGGUAAUUCAGUUGCACCUUCGUUCUUUGUAUAAGGAAGGACAUGAGCAUAGUCUCUGAACUUUCUAUAGAACAUAUCCUCACUAUGAACACUCUUAAAAUCAUCUUUUGAGAAAUUCUAAACUACUAAAUGAAACUGAAACAAAUUAUAUAAAUAGAAUGUACCAUUUUUUAUUUUAAAUCGGUGUCCUAUGUGAAUGAUUUUUACAAAUUUUUUUUUAUCCAUUAACAUAAUUACUAUCCUUUGGGCUAAACGAUAGGCUCUGCAAAUUUAUAAGGCUGCUUAGGUAGCUCAGUUGGUAAAUUCCCUGACUACAAAAAUGCCUGUUUAACCCCUUGAGUGCUAACGACGGCUCUGAGCUGUCGCAGAGUUUCCAACUCUGGUGCUAACGAUGGCUCAGAACCGUUGCUAGAACUCUCCCAACUUAAGAGAGAUCUGGGGGCUCCCACCCGCUCCAACCCUGGCGAUCGGGCCUGCAUAGUGACAGGCAUUGCCGGGGCUUCCCGUUAUGCACGGUGACAUCACGCGUAAUGACGUGAUGACGUCACAGCGCAACUUUAUUUAUACUUAACAAUGUUAAGUAUAGGAGCAGGGGCAUGCUGCUUAGAAGCCUGUAUCUCAGGCAUUUAAGCAGCUACAGACCCCCAAGACCCACCGUUGGCAAUGUAAUCGCCUAAGCUUUCCAACAGUGUAAGUCUUGGGGAUCUGGAAUUUUUUAAAAAAAAGUAACAAUUUUUUUUUUGAGAAAGUGCUUAGCACUCAAAGGGUUAAAAGAUCCAAGGUCACAGGUUCAAAUCCCGGCAGGUCUGACUCAGCCCUUCAUCCUUCUGAGGUCAAUAAAAUGAGUACCAUUAAAUUGGGUAAUAAUAACAAUUAUUACUAUUCAGCUGCUGAUUUGGUUAAUUCCAAGAGUAAGCGCUUUGAGUCCCACUUGGAGAAAGGCGCUAUAUAAAUAAUACUAGUUAUUAUUAUUAUAGGGUUGAUAAGACAAUAACAAGAAGACAUUAUCAUGUUUCUCUUUUCAAAGAAAAAAAUCGAAAGCUUUGCUAUUUCAUUGAAAAGUAAUCAGACACUAAAUUGAGAAGUGAUUAAACUCUACAGCCCUUGAAAGACUAGUAAUUUUGUCAUAUUGCUUCAAUCAGGAGGGAAUAAGUAUGAUAACUAUAUUUGGACUUCAGGUCUAUUUCACUUUAAUUAUCUUUGCUCUUAAUUAUUCCUUCCAAGAGAUUCUGCUAUUCCUUUACAUUAUAUUAAAUCUGUUUUAUGUUAGUCUUAUAAAGUGGUACAUUAUUCUUUGAUACCUUUGCUGUUGGAUUUAUCUCUGUAUUAGCUGCAUGGGUACUGUGAACUGCUAGGCUGGCCUCUAUAUUAAAAUUUUAUUUAAAAUAUGUUAGAGAUAUUUUAGAAAUAAAGAUAUUGCAAAAUACCAAA